Durio zibethinus is the source of this 1897-nucleotide messenger RNA. RefSeq names its product aquaporin PIP2-7-like. Gene Ontology annotation, cellular component: membrane. Gene Ontology annotation, molecular function: channel activity. Gene Ontology annotation, biological process: transmembrane transport. NCBI's taxonomy places the organism in Eukaryota, Viridiplantae, Streptophyta, Magnoliopsida, Malvales, Malvaceae. The record is from RefSeq and is a predicted model, not a curated record.
GGUUUCCUUUUGAUUAGAUAGGACACAAAUGGGCUUUGCCCAUUCUCAUCACCAAACUUUUGGGCAUUAAUUGUUCUGUCUGUCACAUUGUCUCUGCAAAUGGAUCCAAUGCAUCAGUCGAAAGCUUAUUUAUUCUGCCUAGCCAUAAUUGCAAAAGCAAGAAGAUCGCAACGUUGUUUGAGAAAACGAAGGUACUCCAUCAAUAGAUAGUUGGAAAAUCGCACCCAUGGAAAAUAGUAGAGAUGGCCAAGUUCACAAGCUACACGGGAAGGAUUACGUAGACCCGCCACCGGCUCGCUUGUUGGACAUGGGAGAGCUUAAGAGCUGGUCCUUUUACAGAGCUCUCCUAGCUGAGUUCGUUGCUGUCCUUUUAUUUCUUUACAUCUUAGUUGCCACUGUUAUCGGUCGCAAAAGGCAAACAGGCCCCUGUGAUGGUGUUGGUCCUCUUGGUAUUGCUUGGGCUGUCGGUGGCAUGAUCUUCGUUCUCGUCUACUGCACCGCCGGCAUCUCUGGUGGUCACAUUAAUCCGGCUGUUACGUUUGGGUUGUUCGUGGCCCGGAAGGUUUCAUUGGUUCGAGCGGUGGCCUACAUGGUUGCGCAAUGCUUGGGAGCUAUUUGUGGCGCAGGUUUAGCAAAGGCCUUGAUGAGGAACUCCUACAAUAGACUAGGGGGAGGUGCCAACUUCGUGGCUCCUGGUUACUCAAAAAAUACCGCUUUGGGAGCAGAGAUCAUUGGCACUUUCGUCCUUGUCUACACCGUUUUCUCCGCCACCGAUCCCAAAAGAAACGCACGUGACUCCUAUGUCCCUGUGUUGGCUCCCCUGCCAAUAGGCUUUGCUGUGUUUGUGGUGCACCUGGCCACCAUUCCAAUCACUGGCACUGGCAUAAACCCGGCUAGGAGUCUUGGUGCGGCUGUGAUCUACAACAAUGAAAAAGCCUGGGAUGAUCAGUGGAUAUUUUGGGUUGGACCUUUCAUUGGAGCGCUUGCUGCAGCAGCAUAUCAUCAAUACAUACUCAGAGCUUCCGCCAUUAAAGCUUUGAAAUCCUUCCAUAGCAACCCUACAAAUUAAAGCCCUAGUCUGGUCCCCCAGGACCCUGGCUCCGUAGAUGCUGUCUAUGUAUAUUUGUUUUAGAUAAUUUAUAUGUUUUUCUAUGUGUUCUCUCAGUGUUAGCACUUGUUAAUUAUAAGUUGUAACUCGUAACAUUACUGGUUGAACUUUUUGUUAAAUGGUUCUUGAAAUAAAGGGAAAAAAGUCAGUGGAGUAGGUAUGGAAAUAUGAAUACCAGGCUUCUCUAAUUAAUGUAUCGCGACCGACAUGCUGAACAUUCCUGCCUAUUUUCUUUUGCAUGCCUUGUAUUGGCUGCCAGCCGAGCCUUGGGGCUUUUUUUUUUCUUUUUAUUAACGAAGUUGGGGAACUCAUUUUCUUGCAUUAAAAGACCGCAUUUCCUGGCUAGACGCCCCGCAGAUGCCCUUUUCAGUCGUGUAAUCUAGUGACUUUCGGAUUUAACAAUAUAGUAUAAAUCUAUUUAUUUGAGUUGGCAGUGAAAUUAACGUUGGAACAAUGAUGAGAAACUACGGAGACCGCUGAUAUGUCACCGGUAGGCUGAUCAAAGUGUGGAGAUAGGAAGUAUUUCAUAAUGGCAGAGCAACUCUUACCCCUACAGGCUACAAGGUUAAGGUCAAAAUGCAAUGCUUUUGGAUGCACGGAAAAGGAGCUCCCAGAUAAGUUAGUGACACCGACUAAGGUCAAUUGAUUAAACAGAGAAGAGACAAGGAGGAAGACCCCAUAUAUGGAUUAUGCCAAAAAUCCCACUAUAACAUCUUGUCGGGUACUCUGUUUGCACUUUAAAUGCAUCCGAUCCAGCUACAUAAGCAGCCCUUGAUAAUGUGCAUUUCA